CCCUCGAGCAACGUUCUUGACCCUCGAAGAUGGCGGCGGUGGCGGCAAAGACGGCACUGUUUACCGGCAUGGAGUUUGCCAUAUCUGUGCGCAACGAAGAAGGAAAGCAAGUGAGAGAGCUGAUCGAGGCGCAUGGUGGCAAGGUCGUGAGCACAAUGACACAUUCCCCACAGCAAAUCGUGCUGAUGGAGCGCGUCAGGCUGUUCUCUCGAUUGCCAAAUCACUUAGCUAUCGAAUACAUCAAACACUGCAUCGCGGCAGGACAACUCUUGGAUCGCGAACCAUUCAUGCUAACUGCCGACUGGGAGGAAACGCCACCAUCGCAACUGCGACGACCGUCGUCCCAUAGCGGACGCAAACAGUACACAAAUGUCGAGCGCGGCGCAAUGCUAUCUUUCGCAAGAAGUCACAAACGGGACAUCAACCAGAAGCUACCGCGUGCAUUCUGGGAGCGCGCUGCGAAAGACAAGGUGACGUCGCACUCUGCCGAGAGCAUGCACGAGCACUACCGCAAGCAACUGUUGCACAAGACGCCCGCUGAGAAGGAUGCGCUAAUUAACACCUACCUGGCGCAUCUCGUUGCUACAAACCGGCCGAGGGAUGAGCCCAAGUCUCCCCCCAGGGCAAAACUUCGAGCUCCUCUUCCGCUGUUCAAUUUACCUCCGACACAAGACGCGCCAUUGUUGCCUGAAAUCUUUGCGUCUGCGGAGCUCGCGACAUCUAACCAUUCAAUUACUGCCGAGGCUGUGGAAGUGACGAGGACCUCUUCAGCUAAGAGCGAGCAUGUUGAUCCUCCAGAAGAAGCUGCAUCUCCCGACGCGAAACCACCAGCAAAUGAGGCACUUCCGACGACCCCAGUGCAGGGCGUGCCAUGUGUAACUGGUGCCGUCCAGCCAAUACAGCGGGAUCCUCCUUCAAGCUCGACGUCCGCGGAAAUUCUAGCAUUCGAGCCGGCGGUUGCAACACCUCCGAGGAUUCAUGCACCUCCACCGCGACAUACUUCUUCCCGCCAACUAGCAUCCGACGAGGACGUCGAUCGCAUGACGGAGCGUUUGGUCAUGAUGACGGGAAUGCCGCGACCGGUGGUCACGCAUGCACUGUACUGUUGCUCAGGCAACCCCCGUGUGGCAUUCAAGUACCUCCGUGGCCAGCUCCCUCUCGAUUGCUGGACCGAAGAAGAAGAUGAGUGGAUUCGAAGUCAGUUUGGCGUGCUGCCGAAGACAUGGAGCCCAGAUCUGGUCAAAGGGACGAUUCGUCAGGUCAUUCAUACGCAUGGCGGAACGACACGGCCGCACACGGUGCAAAUGGUGUGGCAGCGCCUCGAUUUCUUAACGAACGAUUAGCACAUUAGACUCCCCAAAGGCCUCGAAAGUGUGGGAGACAAAUUAUACCCAGCGCCUACAAUGUUUGGC
Molecule: messenger RNA, 1412 nt
Organism: Aphanomyces invadans
Lineage: Eukaryota; Oomycota; Saprolegniomycetes; Saprolegniales; Verrucalvaceae
Exons: 6
Coding region: 30-1343 (437 amino acids)
Biological process (GO): telomere maintenance via telomere lengthening; regulation of DNA-templated transcription
Cellular component (GO): shelterin complex
Molecular function (GO): telomeric repeat DNA binding
Source: RefSeq, a predicted model, not a curated record